Aspergillus caelatus is the source of this 1955-nucleotide messenger RNA. RefSeq names its product C6 zinc finger domain protein. The transcript has 2 exons. Bases 120 to 1823 code for a protein of 567 amino acids. Gene Ontology annotation, biological process: regulation of DNA-templated transcription; response to xenobiotic stimulus. The record is from RefSeq and is a predicted model, not a curated record. NCBI's taxonomy places the organism in Eukaryota, Fungi, Ascomycota, Eurotiomycetes, Eurotiales, Aspergillaceae. Gene Ontology annotation, molecular function: zinc ion binding; DNA-binding transcription factor activity, RNA polymerase II-specific.
AUCACACGCACCAUAAGUGCAUCAACUCCAUCCACGAAAUGCUGGGCCGGAAGAUUAUCUCUACUCCAGUUGUAUGCCCACAGCAGUAGGCUUUUGAAGCUCAGAGCCGUUUGCCAGUCAUGUCGACUACGGUCGGCAAGCGUAAGCGCGCGAGAAAGGCAUGUAUCCCGUGCCAUCAGCGCAAGCGGAAAUGUGACACUGUGUAUCCUUGUGGCAUGUGCACUACUUAUGGAUAUGACUGCAGGUACACUGAGGACGACAUCGCUGAUACUACGGGUGGUGGUGUACUUUAUCCGCCCUCAGCCAAGCGCGUCAGCCUCGAAGGUGAAAGUCGUCUGACGAACCAGGCCCCCUCAGCGCGCAAUCCAGGCAGCUGGUCUCACAUAGAGCGAAGCUCCCGCGAAGCCGAUAGCUCGUCGACGAAGAGUCCCACCGUUGUGGCCGGCGCGUCCCCGGGCAUCUUUGACGAGCAAAAGUUUAGACACUCUGGGGCAUCGGCGGCCAUGGCAUUUCCACACAUCCUGGGUGUGGCUCUUGGCUCCGAUAGUCCUCCCAAAAUGCGGUCCUUUGCCUACAACUUUGGCAUUCGUCCUGAGGAGGCAUCGAACACUCACUGCUUUCUGGGGAAUCUCAUCUCGGAGAAUGACCUCGGCUUCUUCUCAGGAGUGUACUUCUCAAUAUUGGGUCCCGUCGGUGACGUGAUAGACCCGAGAAUCUAUGCCCAGCGAUGUCAAGAUUAUUAUCAUAGUCCCUCCGGCAGCAACGCGGUCGCCUUUGCCGCUGUGGCUGCUGGUGUAGCCGCUCUCGGGUCGUUCCUGUCCUCUAACAGUCAUCCGCGGGAGUCUGACCUGGUGCAGUACGCCAAAGCCAUUCUCGAUGAUCCGGCCUCUAUGCGAUUGCAUGGUAUCGACCAUAUUGUCGCGUGGGGCAUGCGAGUGUUUUACCUACGGGCCACAACCCGCCCCAGCAAUGCCUGGAUCGCUUCGUGCACCCAAAUGCACCUCUGUGAAGCGAUAGGGCUGCACGAGGAAGAGAACAUCAAGAAGAUGGCGUCGAUCGCCGGCGCCGCGGGCCUUGGACAUGAUUCCGAUCGACUGAGAAGGAUUUUUUGGAUCUCGUGGGCUGGGCAUAACAUGCAGUCUAUUAUCCCAGUAUCAGGUUCCAUUGCCGACCAAUUUGUUCAAUUAAUCCAGAUUAUUCCAUCGCCCAACUCUCCGUUCCAGCUCGAAUGGCAGCCCCCGACUCCAAGUGAGGAGCUAUUUGAGCGUCUCAAGGUAUUGGGUGUGUUCCAAACCACACAUCCAUUCCUGGUGGUGACUAAGGCGGACAUCGCGUUCUGCUUCUAUCGUCGCCUUUACCAGCUCAAGAUCCGCAUACCGGACGAGGUUAUCGAGCUUAUUAUUAAUAGCGGCAACGCUGCUGUGGAGGCAGCCGAGCAGCAAGCUAACCAGGGUCGUCUGUUUUGGAACGUCAUCGGCAGCGUUUUCCAGUAUGCCUGUAUCCUGUUGGCCAUCGACACGCCAGCCGCCUCUGUCCACAUUGGCACUGCCUUCAACGGCUUGGAGAACCUUGUCAAGGCUGCCGAUACAGGGCUGACGCGUGAAGCGUUGUCGAUGGCGCGGCAUCUACUCAGUCUUAAUAUGGCGAAGAAGCGAAAAGAACUUGCUCAGUUGGAAGCUGUCGAAGCCAACUAUCAAUUCUUUCCGGCGCAGCCUGCAUCCGAAACCAACGCGACUGUGCCAGAUAUGGACUGGGCGGUGGACUGGGACCAGUUCUUUAUCGAGCCAUAUCUAUCGAUGCUCGGUCCUGACAUUCAGUUAUAGGACCAAAGAGGUCGUUGAAUAUAUCGAUUGACCUCACUCAGCGGGUAUUCAAUGUAUAAAUUACCGAGCCAUGUUGUGAUAUUCUGGGAUGAUCUAAUGAAGUUCAGCAUUGUAUUUAUGAUAGACUAUGAU